Messenger RNA from Peniophora sp. CBMAI 1063, 1068 nucleotides. Lineage: Eukaryota; Fungi; Basidiomycota; Agaricomycetes; Russulales; Peniophoraceae. The record is from the annotation of a GenBank genome assembly.
AUGUCUGCGUACGACUUCACCUCCGUUCCUAUUGUGGGUAUUGGAGCAGCCGCUCUCGAGGCGCUGGACGCGAAGCAGGUUACGUUCCUACGCGCUUUGCCCAAGGCUGAGUUGCAUGCACACUUGAACGGCUGCAUACCUCUAGCUGUUCUUCAAGAGCUAGCCCACGAUUAUGCUUCGGCAGACACGCCAGGGAGCGUCGCCGCGGGGAUCACGCGACUGCAGGAAGGCGUCGUACUCGACAAGAUCUCUGACUUCUUCGGACUGUUUCCUGCAAUAUAUGCGCUGACUGCGACGCGGGACUCGCUCGCGCGGGCUACGCGUGGAGUCCUCACUCACUUCUUGGACGGGGCUCUGCCGCAGGCGGCGUAUCUUGAACUUCGGACCACGCCUAAGACCACGGAACAUAUGGACAAGCGGGGCUAUCUUGAGACUGUAUUGGAUGAGGUUGAAAAAUACUCGUGUGAUACGGUUGCUCUCAUUGUGAGCUUGGAUCGUCGCAUGGACGAGGAGACUGCCCGUGAAGUAGUACAACUCGCUGCCCUACUGAAACAAGAAGGACGACGUAUAGUCGGGGUGGAUCUUUGUGGCGACCCUCACGCUGGCGACAUGACGAUUCUGCAAAAGUAUUUCAGGGCAGCGAAGGAUGCUGGUUUGGGUGUGACAUUACAUAUCGCAGAGACGCCCGAGAACAGUGAAGAAGACACGCAUCAGUUGCUGGCCUGUGAGCCUCAACGCAUUGGCCAUGCCACUUUCUUGAACGAGACAGCGCGUCGUGUGGUCUGCGAGCGAAACAUCUGUGUCGAGAUUUGCCUGACUUCGAAUGUCCUGUGCAAGACCGUUCCGACGUUACAAGAUCACCACCUACGUCACUACCUGCAAGAGAAUCAUCCCGUAGCAAUAUGCACCGAUGACACCCUUCCAUUCCGCAACUCCCUGCUCGGGGAGUAUGCGUUAUUGUUGGCGCCGAAACCCUUCGGUUUGGGGCUGAGUGAAGACGAAGUUGCGCGCAUCGCGCUGAUGGGUAUGGAUAGUCGCUUCGCACGUACCAUAGAUCGUCUCAUCUGA